Molecule: messenger RNA, 884 nt
Organism: Lingula anatina
Lineage: Eukaryota; Metazoa; Brachiopoda; Lingulata; Lingulida; Lingulidae
Product: transmembrane protein 218-like
Source: RefSeq, a predicted model, not a curated record
CCAUUUUCAAACAAGUAUGCUGCAUUUUGUGGGAACUCGUCAAUUAUAUCAAUUCGUAUGAGCAAACUGCCACAGAGAUGUGAUAUUUGAUAAGGUCUUGUUGAACUGCUGACCAAUUGAUACAGAGUACUAAUGCAUCCAGCCUAGAUGGCGUUAGUACUUGGCCUGGGAGGUGGUAUUUUCACCCUGGGGUUUUUGUGGACUUUGUGCAUUAUACUCUGCUUAGCCUUGGCAAGAGCUGAGGGACCCCUUGCGUUUGGAGCAGCUGGUGUUAUACUGCUAGCCAUCAUUAUCACCAUCAUAUUGAUAUUUCUACCUCUGACAACACCUGAGGAUGUACGAGCUGAUAUCAAGUAUGACGAUACAAUUGUUGGCAGGACUGCUAUAGUAGCCAUAACUGGAAUUUUUCUUCUAGUUGGACUUGGAGCCUAUGCUGUUUUUGACGUCAUGGAACCUAUUUAUGCAAAGCCAUUGAAAAAGCACUAAAAACAGAUAAAUACAUCAUCAUUUAUUCACGUGUCAUGUGUAUGAAACACCCAGCCCUACAGGCUUAUAAGAGGCCUGUUGUAAACAAUUUUUCCUGUCUUUAAGCUCUGGAGCAUAUCCCAGAAUGUAAGUCUUUGUUGUUCAGUAGCAGGAAAGGAGUUGGGACAAUUAAAGCAAAUUGUGUUAAAAGCAAAACCAACUUAGAUUCUUGUUGAUAAUGAUGACACUUACUGCAGUCCCAGUUGAAGUGGUGUUACAGUAAAACACAGUUACAGUGGUGACAUACACCCUGUAUCUUAUGGAAUUUGGACCACUGUAUUGAAUUUGUGGUGGUUGCAAUGUUGUAAUUGGUUUUGAAGGUGUCUUGUACAGUAGCAUAACAAGGCUGUUGCAUUAAG